Knipowitschia caucasica is the source of this 237-nucleotide messenger RNA. The record is from the annotation of a GenBank genome assembly. Lineage: Eukaryota; Metazoa; Chordata; Actinopteri; Gobiiformes; Gobiidae.
AUGAGAGAGGCCUAUGGGAGAGAGGCAAGUGAGACGAGCGAGGAGGGGGGGGGGGGGGGGAGAGGGGGGGGGGGUGGGAUGGGGGGGGGGGAGGUGUAUGGUGGGGGGGGGGGGGGGGUUGGUGGGGGUUGGGAUGUGUUGUGGGUCUUUUAUUUUAUUUGUGGUGGGGUGUUGGUGGGGUGGGGGGGGUUGGGUGGGGGGGGGGUGGGUGGUGUGGGGUGUGGUUGGUUUGUGUGA